Messenger RNA from Amoebophrya sp. A120, 447 nucleotides. The record is from the annotation of a GenBank genome assembly. Lineage: Eukaryota; Dinophyceae; Syndiniales; Amoebophryaceae.
AUGCUUGGUGGGCGCGCAGCAGAGUUAUUUCUUGGUCUUGAUCCUGGCGUCGAGUACAGUCACGGAGCCGUGACUUUUUUUGUGAAAAUACCAUCUUCGAAGCCACGUCAUUUACCGAGAACGGCGUUUUUCCCAAAGACGACAACGAGCUUUGCAAUCGAGACCACGGAAGAAUUGCAGACUCAGCUCGACGCGGCGCACAAGUGGGCGGCGCAGACCAGGAAAUUGGUGCCGGAGCCCGAUCCGGGGGCCAAUGACAAGAUUAACGGAUUGAAAUUGUUGAUCAACAAAAACUUGCUGAAAAAAUUUGACGCGCUGCAGCAGGCUUUGACGAAACAGAGUGACGCGGUGGAGCACAUCGCGAACAAUCUGCGAGAAAUUAAUCAAUUAGGGCGAACUCCACCUGAUUCUGCUGUGAUGCACCGGCCGGUAGAUGCGCUUGACUAG